This is a messenger RNA of Drosophila arizonae, 3886 nucleotides long. RefSeq names its product FLICE-associated huge protein (gene FLASH). The record is from RefSeq and is a predicted model, not a curated record. NCBI's taxonomy places the organism in Eukaryota, Metazoa, Arthropoda, Insecta, Diptera, Drosophilidae.
GCGCCAGCUGAUACAAUUUUCAGUGCUACCCAUAAACGCAGACUUGUUUACAGAAUGUCUCUGCGAUUAAGCGUUUACCAACACUGGACGCAUUUCGCGCAUUAAGACUGCUGCUGCAUUCCAUAAAACAUUCGUGAAUGUUUAUGUAAAAUGCUACAGGAGGAACUCGAUAUCUAUGAUGAUUUGGAUCAAUUCCAAGAAGCUGAAACGAAAAAAUGCAAAGAAUUGGAAGCCUGGGAGGCGAAAUACGACGCCGCAAAGCUAGAAAUUGAAAGUUUGCAAGCGGAGAAAAAAGCACUUGCCAAGAAAAUCAGGACAAUGGAGGUAAAUUUUCAAAAUCUACUAGACACGGCAAAAGCAGAAAUCAAGCGCAAGGACGCACAAAUAACACAGCUGCGCAAGGAGAAAGAUGAUAUUUGCUUUAGGCGUAAGCAACCGCCCAAACUGGGGCUGCCCAAGUCUCAGAUAACCUCUUCGACCGAAUUGCAGCAACACCAGCAGUCGAAACGCUUUAAACGCAAUGAAAUGGCAGACAGAAAAACUGAAAACGAAAUCGCAUUCAACAAAAAGAACGACAACUGCGAUGAAAAGGCAAAGACAAAUGAUAAUCCAGAGGCGAAGCGAUCCCAGGCAGUGCCACCUAUUGGCCGGGAUGGGAAGGAGAGAGAGAAAUUCGAGAGGCAAGACAAACGGGAUCGGCCCUUGUGCUCGAAUCCCACAGCAAAGGUUCCGGCAAUGCAGAUGAGCAAUACACACGACAGAGAUCACGAAAAGCAGCGAGAAAGGCAUCGAGAUCGAGAUAGAGAUCGAGAUCGCGCACGAGGCAGGAGUCGACGUCGCAGUCGCAGCCGCAGUCGUAGUCGCAGCCGAGAGCAUUCUAAGAGCCGAAGUCAAAGACACAAUUCUAGAAGCAAGGAUCAAAGACGAAAACGUUCACGAUCACGAUCACAAUAUCGUUCACGUUCGCAUUCGCGCUCGCGUUCCACUAACCAAACAAACAGCAAGAACAGUAAAAGUAACAGCUGCCGAGAAACCGAGAGAGGACCCAAUGCCAAGUGCACAGCCCAAAGCAAGAGUAACAAACAUGAGACGAUGGAUGCACUCUUUGGCAGCACGCCCACACAAAAGAGUCCAUCAAAUGAUGGCAACCGCAGCGUAGAUAGUCUAAAGGUGAUUGAAAAUCUAUUAGCCAAUGCUUCCCCGUCUACACCAAUAGAGCUAUACACCCCGCAAAGCCAAAUUGAAGCCAAAGAAGAGCAACAAACUCACGAGCUAAUUGGAAAAGAAAAGCAACUGUUGGUGGAAGACAUUAAUAAUUAUUUCGAGAGCAAUGUUGAGAGGAUAAAGCAAGUAGUCAAACAGGUGCCAAGACAGCAUAUUCUAGUUAAUGAAGCGGACUCAAAACUAAUGGAAAGCUCUGCAGAAUCUAAAAUGAACACGGAGGAAUUAGUAAAUGACACAGACAAACAACCAAAUAAAAAUGCGAGAAAAUAUGCCGAAAAGGAAGCGAAAAUCAAAACACCCCGACAAAAAGAAUCGAUAGCCGGAAUCAAGGUUGUAAAAGAAAAGCCAAAUAGUGUAAAGAUACUGGAUGAUAUACUAGUGAAUGAUACAGCUAUCCAUCAGCGCAUACCAGGCUUGGAUUUUAUAGGCAGAGAGCAGGAACGAGAAUCCGAUACAAAAAAUGCCAUGGACAACGAGCACAUCCCCUGCUUGGACCUUAUAACCGGAGAGCAGAAACGAGUUUUCGAUACUGAUAAUGCCAUGGACAACGAGCACAUUCCCGACAUGGACCUAAUCAAUGGCAAGGAAAAAUUAAAUGAAAUGGAUAAAGCACGAGCAAGUAAACUUAUUGGAUUAGAUUUGAAGAAGGAUGAAAUGAUGGAAGUGAUUGAAGGAAACGAACACAAACAUGCUUCCAGCCUGGGUUCAGGCGAUCAGGCAAACUCAACUAAUGUGAAUGAUGCACAGGGCUUAAAUUCUGAAGAGGUUGUAGUGGAAUAUGUGGAUACGAAAUCUGAUGACAGAUUAACGGUCUUGGGAAUUUCAGUUGAAAAUGGAAGUUCGAUAGCAGAGGCUACGAAUGAUCAAGAAUUCAAUGCGGACUUAGACUCGCCAAAAGGCGAAAGUGUCAAAAAGAAGAAGAAAAAACGUGGAAAGACAAAGUUAGAUAAUGGACUUCAAAGGACGAUAGCAGAAGAGGUGGACACUAUAAGUAGAGCUAAACCUAUUGCCAAUAUAGUCUCACAAAUUAAACAUGACCUGAAUGGUGAAGAGGGAGUUUUAAAACAUGUGGAUACAGAAAUGCGUAAAGCCACAUCCGAUAACGACGCUUCAGGGGAAACAGAUUUAUCAAAAGAGGAAGAAAUGCCGGAUCUCGUAUUAGGUGUUGAAGAACUGACAAGUGAAGCAACUGACAGUAAAAUGACUCCAAAGAGCGGUGAUAAUCAGAAAACUGAAAAUCGUAUCAUAGCUAAGCUCGAUGUGGAGUCAAAUGAAGCCGUUAAACAAGACUGUGUAACUGCUGCGCAAUUAAAAAGCAAUACAAAUGAAUCCUUAGUGACAUUUAAAACAGAAGUUGUUAAAACGAACACAACAAAUUGUGACAAUACGCUUGAGCAAGCAAAAGCUAUCUGUCAUCCAGAAAGCCGACAAAAUAUGGAGACUACAGUAAACGAGUCCACUACGAGCCCGGAGCAAAAUCCUUGUCAAUUGGCUUACGCGCUGCUGGCCGAGGAGAAUUUAAAGACGCCCAAGCGGCCAGCGCGCAGCAUGGAUAGCAUACAAAUAAUUGAGGACAUACGCUUGCCCAUCAAGAUGGACAUUGAGAACAUUGCCGUCAAAGUGGAUGGCUCGAACAAGGAACAGAACCAUACAGAAGACCCCAGCUCAAAUAUGGGAGAAGCUGCGCCGGCAGCGUUUGAGUCGGAGAAUUCGCAGCUGGAGUUUAUUGCUGACAAUCAGAAUGAUAGUAAGUCGGGAACGAUUGUUACUCUCAACAGGACAAUUACACCGAAGCUCACAGUUGGGAUGGCCUCUGUCAUGUACGCUCAGCCUGACUCUACAAAAAUAGACCACAUUGAAGACGACGCUACACUCGAGGCGGCGAUGAAUGAGCUGAUACCGGUUAAACCGCUGGAAAGCUAUCCGAAUUUGUGCCUAGAAACGGACACCAUCGAGAUGGCAUUGAAGCAGCUGCAUCAGACGUCGCGUCAAGGUGAGGACCCACCAGACGAAGCGGCUGUCACGUCCACAUCGAUGAAGGGUGGACAAACGCCCAAGCAGGAUAUAAUUCAAAUCCUUAUGCAAUCCCCAAUGCAAGAGACGGCGGAGCACAGCCCGCUAAAACAGAAAAACGGAAAGAAACAGAUCGGAGAACGAAAGAUUAGAAAACGGAAAUCGCCAAGCAGCGAAAAUGUAGACAGUCUCACACCAGAUCAACUUGCGCAAACGCCGCUGAAGAAACGCACAAAAGAUGAAGACAACGAACACAAAAUAAAUAAUGCCGAUCCAUCUAUACCGCCAACGCCACCAGAGGUAGCAACGACAGCGGAGCCCUCGCAGCUGAGUGUGACCAUCGAUGAAACCUGCUAUGCGAGCAGCCUGGACCAGAGUCAGAGUCUCAACAGCAGCGACUCACUCCUGGUGACCAAACGCUGCUCGUUAGGAAAUAGCGACUAUCAGUUCGAGCGGCUCAACGAUGAGGUGGUACUCCGUGUGACACGACGUCGACGACGCCGUCCACCAGCAGUAACAGCUAUAAUCAAUGACACUUAAGACCUAUGUAUACACAUAUUGAACUGUUCACAUCAGUAAGAUAUCUGGCUAUAUGCUUACUUAAGCUAUGGAUGUAAAUACAUAAAUGCCUAUGUAACUACGGAGGAAC